Molecule: messenger RNA, 793 nt
Organism: Protopterus annectens (West African lungfish)
Lineage: Eukaryota; Metazoa; Chordata; Ceratodontiformes; Protopteridae
Exons: 5
Coding region: 155-793 (212 amino acids)
Biological process (GO): positive regulation of natural killer cell mediated cytotoxicity; immune response-activating cell surface receptor signaling pathway
Source: RefSeq, a predicted model, not a curated record
GGCAUGUAAAUGAAAUUGGCAUCCUUAGCAAAUCUUCAUUUGAAGCCUAACAUUAGAGACGUAUAUCAAAACAACACAGAACUUCCAAACUACAAAGUGAGAAGCUGAUAAAAGCCUGAUGGGCACAAUGAAGCAAGAACACACUUUCUGAACAAUGACCUGCUUUAGAGAGUUGUGCGUUUUUAUCCUGGUCUUCAGAAGUGUCAUCUUGACCUGUGUGGAUUUGGGUUUUGAGAAGCUAAGUGUGAGACAAAACCCUGAGAACAUCUCUGCAACUGAAGGAGGCAAAGUAACUCUGAACUGCUUCUACUCCAUCUCAAACUUCAGUGUCAUUGAGUUCAUCUGGAGCUAUAUACCUCCUGGGGAUAACAGGUUGAACUGUACUAGACAACUUGUAAUAAACAGAUUAAAUAGCUCCAAUGAGCAAAUUUCAAAAAAACACAACAAUCGGUAUAUCAGCUCGUGGGACAUUUCCAAUAACAGAACAUCACUGGUCAUCACAACUCUGGAGCUGAAUGAUACUGGUCACUACUACUGCACAGUAUCCCUCUUUGCACCAACUAUGAUGCAGGACAGAGGAAAUGGGACCUGGUUAACUGUCCUAGGAAAGCCACCAAAAGUAUGGAAUUAUUUAUUUGGUACUAUUACAGGAUUGCUGCUGUUUGCCUUGCUGAUGCUGGGAUUUUGCUGGUGCACCAGGGAUUUUCAGGUAUUUCUCUUGUGCUGUCUUGCUCAAAUCAGCCCUAAACCUAAGGAGUUGUGUUUACUUAACCUUUCUGAUUUACAGAAAUAA